Arachis duranensis is the source of this 1692-nucleotide messenger RNA. RefSeq lists its product as uncharacterized. The transcript has 5 exons. The record is from RefSeq and is a predicted model, not a curated record. Lineage: Eukaryota; Viridiplantae; Streptophyta; Magnoliopsida; Fabales; Fabaceae. The coding region runs from base 1 to 1692 and encodes 563 amino acids. Gene Ontology annotation, molecular function: nucleic acid binding.
AUGUCGGCAGCACAUUUUGUUUUGAUAGAUAAGAGCAUAAAUUCAGUGGUUGGUAUUGCAAAAGAUGUUCUGGUGAGCAUUAAGGGGUUGACGUUCCCUAUCGACUUCUACAUUCUAGAGAUGCCCCCAAGUGACUCUGAAAGACCUUCAUCCAUCUUACUUGGAAGGCCAUUUCUGAAGACUUCGCGGUUCAAGUUGGAUGCCUUCUCGGGCACUUAUUCUUUUGAGAUAGAUGGCAGAACAGUGAGUUUCAACCUUGAUGAAGCUAUGAAGCACCCACCGGAAGAUUACUCCAUCUUCCAAUGCGACAUUAUUGAGGAGAUCGUGGUUGAAGUUCACCAAGAGGCAGUAGAAGAGACGACCAUGGAGCAAGGCGCAAGUGUGGGAAAGCCCUCUGAGUAUACUGAAGAUGCCUUGCUACCUCCAGUGGUCCCGGAUGAUCAAGUGCCAAGCUAUGAGCUAAAAAUGGAGUUGAAACCCCUUCCACCCCACCUCAAGUAUGCAUAUCUUAAGGACAAUCAGAAGCUCCCAGCUAUUAUCAAAGGAACUCACUUCCCAACAAGAGGAGCAACUGCUUACAUAUUUCUAGAGGAGGGAGCAAGGCCUAUUCGUCAAUCUCAAAGGUGGGUGAACCCCACCAUAUUAGAGAUUGUGAAGAAGAAAGUGACCAGACUGCUUGAAGCUGACAUCAUCUAUCCAAUCUCGGAUAGUAAAUGGGUUAGUCCAGUACAGGUAGUUCCGAAGAAUUCUUGCAUCACCACAGUAAAUAAUGAGCAAGGAGAACUCAUGGCUACAAGAGUGCAAAAUUCCUGGAGGGUGUGCAUUAACUACAGGCGCUUGAACCAGGCCACUCGCAAGGAUCACUACCCAUUGCCUUUCAUCGAUCAAAUGCUUGAUCGCCUAUUAGGACAUGUUGUUUCUAAUACUGAUAUAUCUGUUGAUCCUACAAAGGACUUCAGUAAGGUAGCACUGCCUUUGUCCCGUCUACUGAAGAAAGAUGUAGAGUUUGAGUUGAGUGAAGAAUGCAUGGAGGUAUUUGACAAGCUAAAGAUUGCCUUGACCCAAGCUCCUAUUGUGAGAGGGCCAGACUGGAGUAGGCCAUUCGAGAUCAUGUGCGACGUAUCAAACUAUGCAGUAGGAGCAGCACUGGCUCAGUGCGAAGGUAAGGACCCAUAUAUUAUUGCCUAUGCCUCUAAAACUUUAGAUGGUGUCCAGUCUAAUUAUACUACCACUGUAAAAGAAUUGUUAGCUAUUGUUUUUGCUCUGGAUAAAUUCCGAGCCUAUUUACUUGGAACUAAGGUGGUAGUAUAUUCAGACCAAGCAGCCUUGAAAUAUCUAUUAGCUAAGAAAGAGUCUAAACCAAGGUUAAUUUGUUGGAUAUUGUUGUUGCAAGAAUUUGAUUUAGAGAUCAAAGAUAGGAGUGGUUCCCAAAAUUUAGUGGCGUACCACUUGAGUCGCCUUGAACACAUUAAAAGUGAUUCCACUCCUAUCAAUGAUGCAUUUCCACUUGAUAGCUUGCAAGCAAUAUUUGAGGUGGUUCCUUGGAGAAUGACAGGUCUACUGAAGAAACAAGGCUUCAUUCACAAGUUGGUGAUAGCUUACCAUCAUCAGACCAAUGGACAAGGCGAGGUGUCCAAUAGGGAGAUCAAGCGCAUACUAGAGAAGAUUGGGAAGCCUCAUCGGAAGGAUUAG